GCUGCAGCUUCUACUAGUAUAACUGAAGGUGGAGCAUCCGGCUCAGUGUGUGUGGUAUUGACGGGAACAACUGGCUCUCCUACUGAACUUGCUAAUGCACUUGCAGUCUCUGUGGCAUCUGUGCUGAAUGGCGAAGCAGGAGCUGGAGACUUUUCUCUGGGUGCGUCUGUCACCAUUCCUGCCGGAACAAUGCUUCCAACUGAUGGCUCUCAUUGUGUGGCAGUGAGCGGAACGGAAGAUACCUUAUUGGAGGGAGAUGAAGCGUUUGGGGCUAGAAUCAGUGGGACAGACCAAAGUGCCGUUGUUUCUGUUGGAGCAUCAGACACUGCCACCGUUACAAUCACUGAGAACGAUGCUGGGGAGGUUGAGGUGGCUGCAGCUUCUGUGGGUAUCACUGAAGAUGGAGCAGCCGGCUCAGUGUGUGUGGUAUUGACCGGAACGACUGGCUCUCCUACUGAACUUGCUAAUGCACUUGCAGUCUCUGUCGUAUCUGUGCUUAAUGCCGAAGCAGGAGCUGGUGAAUUUUCUCUGGGUUCGUCGGUCACCAUUCCUGCCGGAACAACACUUCCGACUGAUGGCUCUCAUUGUGUGACAGUGAGCGGAAUGGAAGAUACCUUGUUGGAGGGAGAUGAAGCGUUUGGGGCUAGAAUCAGUGGGACAGACCAAACUUCUGUCGUUUCUGUUGGAGCAUCAGACACUACCACCGUUACAAUCACUGAUAACGAAGCUGCUGAAGUUGAUGUGGCUGCAUCUUCUGUAAGUAUCACUGAAGGUGGAGCAGCCGGCUCCGUGUGUGUUGUAUUGACGGGAACAACUGGCUCUCCUACUGAACUUGUUAAUGCACUUGCAGUCUCUGUGACAUCUUUGCUUAAUGCUGAAGCAGGAGCUGGUGACUUUUCUCUGGGUCCCUCUGUCACCAUUCCUGCCGGAACAACGCUUCCGACUGAUGGUUCUCAUUGUGUGGCAGUGAGCGGAACGGAAGAUACCUUCUUGGAGGGAGAU
Geodia barretti is the source of this 1002-nucleotide messenger RNA. The record is from the annotation of a GenBank genome assembly. Lineage: Eukaryota; Metazoa; Porifera; Demospongiae; Tetractinellida; Geodiidae.